Magallana angulata is the source of this 552-nucleotide messenger RNA. RefSeq lists its product as uncharacterized. Bases 1 to 552 code for a protein of 183 amino acids. The transcript has 4 exons. NCBI's taxonomy places the organism in Eukaryota, Metazoa, Mollusca, Bivalvia, Ostreida, Ostreidae. The record is from RefSeq and is a predicted model, not a curated record.
AUGGCGAGCACCAAACAUCUGUUGGUAUUGUUCCUGGCAGUACUAAUGGUUACAGAGUCCUAUGGUGGUUUCUUUUCAACCCACGUCUAUGUGUACAUGACCACUCUACCCGAGUCUGUGGACCAACCUGUCUCUGUGAUCAAUCAAAUCGGCUCCGACGCAAAAUCGACCAAUUAUGAAACUAGAUACAAUGGAGAGGUCUGUUACAACGUAACAAACUUUGUGGCGGAAAGUAUGGGGAGUAUUGGCAACCACCGGUGGACAGAGGUGACCCUCGGGGAAGACUGUGUCGCAGGAAGGAUUAUUACUGAGCACAAAAUGACAGAGGAGGAGCCAUUCAGCGUGUCCAAUGUAUACUGGUACAACGAGUACACUGUUGAUUCUGAAAACCCACCCACGUGUACCCCUGCCAUAUACCGCUAUUACUCGAUCCUUACCGUCUCAAAAUAUCCCGACAGUAAUGUCAAGCAGAUGAUACGAAAUUAUGUGAAGGAAAACAACAUUGAAGGAUUACACAGACUGGACCCUUCUGGUAUAUGUUUACGUUAUUAA